AUGGCCAAGAAGAAGGUCAACAAAGCCAAGCGCUCCAAGGCUGGGAAAGGCAAGAAGGACGGCAAGCAUGAUGGGAAAGCGGAGAAGGAGACGGACGUGGAGAAGAUCAAGGCCAAUGCUGCUCUGUGGGAGCUGAAGUUGCAGGCCACUGAGCAAACGCUGGCUCAGUACCGGCAGUCCUGCGGCAAGCUGGCGCGCGACAACCAGGAGCUCAGCAGCCAGCUGCACCAGGCCGAGAAGGACAGCGUGGAAAUCAACAGCUUCUUCAACAAGCGGGAUGCUGAGAAGGAAGACAAGAUCAGCGCGCUGCUGGAAGCCCUGAAAAGUCAAGAGGCAGCUGCACGUGAACAGCAGAACAAGCUGGUGGAGGACCACACCCGAGAAAUGGAGGGCUUGAAGGAGCUGUUCAGAAAGAGAGCCAACGACUUUGACUUUGUCCAGGAGGGGAUGAGCAGGAUUAAGGAGUUUGAGAAAGAGAAAGCUGAGAUGGAGAAGGAGUUAAGUGACAUCAGGCAGAGCAUGGACAACUCGGACAGAGAGCACAGAGAAAACAGGAACGCAAUGGAUUACAGAUUCUUUAAAGAAAAGGCUCGACUGGAGAGGGAAGCUGAACAAACGAUAGCCGUGGUGGUGGAACGCGCCCACAAGGAAGCCAUUGUGCAGCUUGACGACGCCUCGCGCUCCGUGUUCAUGGAGAACGUCCGUCUCACCGAAACUCUGAAAUAUCACAUGAAGGAGACGCAGCAGCUCGUGAAAGCCAGGGACUCGCUGGCGAAGCAAAAGGCCUCCCUGGCCCUGGACAAGAGCUCUCUGGAGAUGAUGGCGAAGAAGAACGCAGCUCAGAUUGACGCUCAGAAGGCAGAGCUAGCAAACCUGAACGUGAAAGUGUCCUCUUUUGAGAAGGCCCUGGAGCUUCAAGCUGAGAACUUUGACAAGGAGGACAGAAGAACCCCUCCACAGAGGAGCCUUGUCAGCCAGGUGGAGCUGGAGAGGCUGCAGAAGGUCCUGGCCAUGCGUGAGAAGGAACUGGGACACAUCAAACGACUGGCGCGCACCAUUGUGGAGCAGCGCACCGAGCUGGAGAAGUUCUUCCACGAGGCUUUGGCCCACGUGAGGAGGGAGGUCCGGAACAGUAGACAGCAGUGCAGGAAGGAAGCAGCCCAGGCGUAUCAGCAGCAGCUGAAGGAAGCCAUGGAGAGGAAGGUCAAGUUCCCUCCGAUCCAGACCUUCCAGAGGAACCCAAGGAGCACAAACUCAGUCUACGAUGAGAUGGACGCCGCUGAGCAGUGGACGCAUCUCCCGGGCAGCAGUGUUGAACUGUCGGAUCUGACCUGGGCACAGAAGGAGCAGGUUCUCAGGCACCUGUUUGCUCAAAUGAACCGUGGACAAACCAGGUAA
Molecule: messenger RNA, 1398 nt
Organism: Synchiropus splendidus (mandarinfish)
Lineage: Eukaryota; Metazoa; Chordata; Actinopteri; Syngnathiformes; Callionymidae
Product: basal body-orientation factor 1-like
Exons: 9
Coding region: 1-1398 (465 amino acids)
Source: RefSeq, a predicted model, not a curated record